GCAAACAUCUCGUCAUGUAUUCGAGGAAACCAGGAUCUCAGCCCCCAACACCAGGCUCAGUGAAUGGUUAAGAUGAGCUAUUUUUUAUUUAUUUAUUUAAUUUUUUUUGCAGUGUGAUCUCAGCAUCCCGGGGAGCGAGUGUUGGAUAACGGUGAUGCGCAAUGAGCCGCUCGCAAAAAGGCUGCUGCUCCGCUUACAGGACUUGGAUGGAUGGAGUUUUUCUGUGACGGUUAAGCGAUGGAUUUCCCUGUUCGUUAUCAGCUUUUUGGCACGUUGUUAAAUUCCGGAAGACGGACAUAACAUCCAAGGAGUUGUUUGCGAAAUUCCCUAAUUCACAGGCUGUAGACUUGUUUUCAACAUCACAGAGAGGUUUCACAUACCCGGAGAGUGUGGUUUGUAAACUUUAUGGCUAUAGUGAGGUAAUCCAUUUAUAUAGGGUCCUUGCUGGAUUGAUGUCAUUUGCUCUAUGUUUUCUAGGUACGUAAGAUCGGCUUGAAAUGUCAGACUUCCACAACCGGAGCCAAACCAGCGCACGUCGCAGUGACUACGUGUGGCAGUAUGAAUAUUAUGACGACGAGGAGCCCGUGUCUUUUGAGGGACUCAAAGCGCACAGAUACUCCAUCGUCAUCGGCUUCUGGGUCGGACUUGCUGUGUUUGUCAUUUUCAUGUUCUUUGUUCUCACACUGCUCACGAAGACAGGAGCACCACACCAAGAAAACCUAGACUCUGCUGAAAAGCGCCAUCGAACAGGGAGCUGUCUGGUAGACAUCAACGGUCCGCAGAACGAAAAUGACAAUGCCUUCUCUCGUCCGUUGUUAGCGGAGUCCCGCUCAUAUUUCCAUUUCUACAUCAACGAGGAGGAUCAGGCCCAGGGGAAGCAAAAAACAGAUGAUAGGAUAGUUGGAAAGCACACCGUGGCCCGAGCCCAGCAGGGGACCGGCAACCGGCCCAGAGGUAUCAGCUCCUCAGGGAUGGACGAGAUGGAAGAGGAUGUUGAGGAAGCUGGGGGACACCAACCUCUCAAGGGACUAAUAGAAGAGAGUAAGACAGACAGAGAAAGUGCCUUCUUUUCCCACUUCAACAUCCCUAACUUUGUGAACUUGGAGCACAGUUCAACACUUGGAGAGGAUGAUCUGCUGUAUGAACCUCUGGAGCGCCAGUCUCUCUCUCACGAUGCUCACUGUGACAUCCACUAAGUCUGUUUCUACAAAGAGAUCACAGGCAUGGACAUAGUGGUAUCAUACAAUUAUUUGCUAUCCUUUCACAGGGCCAUUUGUGACCUGACAGGGGUAAAUAUACUCACCUGCCACACACCUAUCUUUUUCCUAUAAAGCGUCUCUGCUUGCGAGCCUUUUCAAAAAGCAUAAAUUGUGGAUCAACAAACAAGAGAGCACAAAAGAUGGUCGACAAUUCCAUAUUCCAUAUAAGUGCAACUCACAGUUAUAAGAUGAUAUGAUAAGAAGAUUUCUUCCUGAAGAUUGCCUCACAAAUGGAACCUUUUACUUGGAGUACUAGGCACUUCUAAAUUGGAUGCGGCUGUACUGUACCUGGACUAGAUGGCUUUCCACACAGGAAAAUGAGAAAGGCAGUGGAGUCACUAGGGAGAGAUGCUUUGUACAAUUAAUUUAGCUAUUAUUGCUGUAUCGUUUUCUUGUACAAUUCUGGACAAUGGCUUAUAUUUAUCCAAGAGGACACAAAUGCCAGUUGGUCUACCAACAAGAUUAAAAGCAUGGAAUUAAAUUACUUUUGUUCUCAAAUUAAAUGCCCUCUAUUAGAAAAGGCGAAGUGUAACGGGUCUAUUCAAUUCAAUUUUAUUCAUAUACCGCCAAUUCAUAACAGAAGUUAUCUCAUUGCACUUUUCCUAUAGAGCAGGUCUAGACCGUACUCUUUAUAAUAUUAAUUACAGAGACCCUAUAAAUCCCACCAUGAGCAAGCAUUUGGCGACAGUGUCAAGGAAAAACUUCCUUUAAGAAGCAGAAACCUUGGACAGAACCAGACUCAAUGGUGGGCGGCCAUCCGCCGCUCCCGUGUAAUUAGAACUGACUGUGUAAUUAGAAGCACGCAAUCAAACAUAUCAUUGUUUGUUCUUUUACAGGGUCGCUAACCUGAGACCUUGGAUGACAAUGUGAUAUAAUACUUUUGUAGACAGAGUUCUCUUAGAUUAGAAAUUAUUUUGAUUGUCCAAAUAAAGCCUAAGUGGUUUUGGAAUUCAACUCAA
Messenger RNA from Siniperca chuatsi (mandarin fish), 2218 nucleotides. Its product is annotated as melanocortin-2 receptor accessory protein 2A-like. Gene Ontology annotation, cellular component: plasma membrane; endoplasmic reticulum. The record is from RefSeq and is a predicted model, not a curated record. NCBI's taxonomy places the organism in Eukaryota, Metazoa, Chordata, Actinopteri, Centrarchiformes, Sinipercidae. Gene Ontology annotation, molecular function: type 5 melanocortin receptor binding; type 3 melanocortin receptor binding; corticotropin hormone receptor binding. Gene Ontology annotation, biological process: protein localization to plasma membrane; regulation of adenylate cyclase-activating G protein-coupled receptor signaling pathway.